UUCGAGUACAUGUACUGUACUACUUCAUGUACUUGGGCCGGGCAUGUACUUUGUGUAGGGAUAGGAAAUUCGGAAGAAAAACCUCGAGAUUAGAAAAGGAGGAUUUCCAAAAUGACGAUGGAAAGUGACAACCACGCCCCAGCGGAUGAGAGACAAAACUCUGUUGAUGAUGUCAACAAGAAUCGGGACCUGCGGCUGUCAGGUCAUGUCGGCUUUGACAGUCUUCCAGACCAACUUGUCAACAAAUCUGUCGCACAGGGAUUCAGCUUCAACAUACUAUGUGUCGGUGAGACUGGUCUGGGCAAGUCCACUUUGAUGGACACUCUCUUCAACACGCAGUUUGAGAGCUCGCAAGCACCGCACAACUUGCCCGGGGUCAAACUCAACGCUAGCACUUACGAAUUACAAGAGAGCCAAGUACGACUCAAGUUGACCGUAGUUAACACUGUAGGCUUUGGUGACCAGAUUAACAAGGAGGAUAGCUACAAGCCCAUUGUGGAGUUCAUUGACAAGCAGUUUGAGAGCUUCCUUCAAGAAGAGCUCAAGAUCAAACGGGCCCUGCACUUCUACCACGACACCCGCAUCCACACCUGCUUGUACUUCAUCGCCCCCACCGGCCACUCCCUGAAAUCCCUAGACCUGGUCACCAUGAAGAAACUGGACAGCAAGGUCAACAUCAUUCCAGUCAUUGCCAAGGCUGAUACUAUAUCCAAGAGUGAGCUGCACAAAUUCAAGAUUAAGAUAAUGAGUGAGCUAGUGAGUAAUGGAGUUCAGAUCUACCAGUUUCCUACCGAUGAUGAGACGGUUGCUGACCUCAACUCCACCAUGAAUGGUCAUCUGCCAUUUGCCGUGGUUGGCAGCACAGAAGAAGUCAAGAUGGGCAACAAGAUGGUCCGUGCUAGGCAGUACCCAUGGGGUGUAGUACAAGUUGAGAAUGAGAAUCACUGUGACUUUGUCAAGCUGCGUGAGAUGCUGAUCCGUACCAACAUGGAGGACCUGAUUGAGCAGACCCACACGCGUCACUAUGAGCUGUACAGACGCUGCAAACUAGAAGAAAUGGGCUUCAUCGACACGUCCCCUGAAAACAAGCCCAUCAGCUUACAACAGACGUACGAAGCAAAGAGAACAGAGCAUCUUCAGAUGCUGCAGCAGAAGGAGGAUGAGAUGAGGCAGAUAUUUGUUGUCCGUGUCAAGGAGAAGGAAUCACAACUCAAACACAUGGAGAAGGAGCUUCAUGAACGGUUUGACAAACUGAAGAAGGACCACGCAGAGGAGAAGAAACAACUUGACGACCAGCGACGUCAGCUAGAUGAAGAAAUCAACGCCUUCAAUCGGAGGAAGCAGAUGGCACUGGAUGAUAGCCAACAGGCACAGACCCUGGGUAAAGGAAAGAAGAAAUAGACUUCAGUUCCCCGCCUCAAUUUAUCUGAGCUUAUACUUUGCAAGACAUUUUGGGAUGACUUGUAACUUGUAUUGUCACAUGACCUAGAAAACUCCAGGGUAAAAACUGUACAACUUAAAGGCAUAGAGGAUCAUUCAUAUUUAUCCAAAACGUAACCUACCACAUUGUUAUCCAAAAGCUUACUUGGAUUAGAGAUCGUACUGGUACUAAACACCCCGUGAAAUGAUUCCUUCUGGCUUGCUGUCAUUUAGAAAAAAAAUCAAGAAAUGUAGGUGAUUUCGUCAGUCAGUGGACUAAUAAUUUGGAAAUACAGAGUGCUACGGACGAAAUCAUGUUUUCUAACAGUUUUCUCUAAAAGUGCAAUAUCCACUGAGCUGAAAUUUCAACAGGUUGGGUUUUGAAAAGUCUUCUUUGGAUUUUGCGUGGUGUUGUUAUUGGAAACGAACAAAAUGCAUGAAACGCAAAUAAUCCUAUAUGCCUUUAAAGGACUAGAGACUACAAAAUGAUAGUCACUUUGGCUAGCCAUGAUAGGAUAACAGUUUUUACUGAAGUUACCUAGUAAACGUCCUUGAUCCUCCAAAAUCUUCCUCCUUCUUGGGAAUCAUUGAUAUUGUACUCAAGGGGCAUCAUGCCAAUAUGCAAAUUUAGAGUGGCUGGGUUAACUUCCUACAUGUCCUAAAUCCUACAAAAUCUUCCAAAAUCUACUGGUGAAUUUUGAAGGGUUUAGAAAGGUUAGGAUCAAGUGAACAUCGAGCAUGAUGUUAUACCUCCAAGGUCACAAUGUAUGAACCUGCUAUUUUUGUAUGUUUAUUGAACAGAAACCCCAGACAAUUGGACCAAUAUUUUGGAUGUAAGCAUGGUGAAGUAAAUCAGAAGUCAUAAUUAGAAAUACUUAAUUCUGGAGUUCACGAAAUAUUAGGAAUGUGUUUAUUCAAGAGCAUGUUCUUCAAGUACAAACUGAAGUCGCAACCUGUGGCUCCUGUUUGCUGCUGUAAAACAUUCUGGCCUUGUCCAUUUCACAUUUUAUUUUUCUGAACAAUUAAAACCUGAAUGCACUGUUCAUAGAUGAGAAACUUUAGAUAGCUGUAUAUUCAAAGAAAACAGUUCAUUCUGAAACUUGGAAGAAGCGUUAAAGCCUAGUUAGCAUGCCAAAGUAUUCAUGGCUAUUUUAUUUUUAUUUUUAGUAUUUGUAUUUGUUUAUGUUAUUGUACAUAUGAGAACAGUUCUCAAUUGUUAUAAGUAUCCCUUCCUGUCUGUCAGAAAUGUUUAUUCAUUGCAAUUAUUUAACCAUUCAACUCUGUUUUAAAGAAGGCUUUUUCAAUGCCCUCAAAGUAUAUUUAAAUAGCGCCCUCUUGUGUUGAGUGAAACUCAGAGCACCCAGGCAAGAAAAGGAGGGGACGGUUUUGUCUGAAGUUUGAUGUAUGUAAAGAAGGGCAUGCAUGUUCCCAAUGUUAGACUUGACUGGUGUCCGAGCAUGGUCUACCAGUUUGUCUGAUUGUUGAAGCUUGCAAUUGGUAUCACCUAUUAAUUACAUCAGGAGUGAAGUUCCCUCAUUUUAAAAGACAUGUAGUUUUUUUAUGGACGCAUCAGUGAAUAUAUACAAUGUAAUACAAUAUAAUAAAGUCACAUGGAUGUAUUUCCCCAUAAUCAAUAGAGGGCGCUGUUUGCUGCUUGUCCUGGCCUCCAGAUUAUCAACUGGACCAAUUUUGUUGGCCGUAGGCAUUGCAGGGGCUAAUGAUUCAAACAUUAUUUACUUUAUAUUAUGUAUGUAGCAUGUUUGCAAUUGUCCAUCACGUGUGCAAGUGUUUUGAGCCUCCACACUCGCAGACUGUAUACCUCCAGCCAGACAGAUUCUUUUGAAAUCUCAGUUUUUCUUUUAUUUACAUCAGCAUUAAAUACUAAAAUAUGUUAAUGGUAAUAUCAUGCAAACUGCUUAUAGUAUAAUCGUACUUAGUCUCAGCUUUUAGUAAUUUGUCAGUUGUUUAAUGGUGCUGUAAUCUGUUAUAUUGAAAUAUACUAACAUUAUGUUUGGAACAAGAUGUUAAGAUGUCAUGCUGCUAGGAUCAGACUCUUCCACACUUGAAAGGAAAAUCCACACUUGGGUUUUCAGUUGGAGAGAAUGUCAAAGUAGCUUCUGAUGGCUAAUUUUGGAAACCA
Patiria miniata (bat star) is the source of this 3559-nucleotide messenger RNA. RefSeq names its product septin-11-like. Bases 112 to 1401 code for a protein of 429 amino acids. The record is from RefSeq and is a predicted model, not a curated record. Gene Ontology annotation, biological process: cytoskeleton-dependent cytokinesis. The transcript has 10 exons. Gene Ontology annotation, cellular component: cell division site; septin complex; microtubule cytoskeleton. Lineage: Eukaryota; Metazoa; Echinodermata; Asteroidea; Valvatida; Asterinidae. Gene Ontology annotation, molecular function: GTP binding; GTPase activity; molecular adaptor activity.